This is a messenger RNA of Diplodia corticola, 765 nucleotides long. Its product is annotated as triosephosphate isomerase. The transcript has a single exon. The record is from RefSeq and is a predicted model, not a curated record. NCBI's taxonomy places the organism in Eukaryota, Fungi, Ascomycota, Dothideomycetes, Botryosphaeriales, Botryosphaeriaceae. Gene Ontology annotation, biological process: glyceraldehyde-3-phosphate biosynthetic process; gluconeogenesis; glycerol catabolic process. Bases 1 to 765 code for a protein of 254 amino acids. Gene Ontology annotation, molecular function: triose-phosphate isomerase activity. Gene Ontology annotation, cellular component: cytosol.
AUGGCCGCACCACGCCCGCGCCGCAUCGUCGGGACCAGUCUCAAGAUGUAUUUCGACCUGGACCGCACCCUCUCCUACAUCAAGGGAGUUGCGGAGCUCUCGUCGCACGCCCAAGCAAACAACGUCGAUCUCUUCGUCAUCCCCGACUUCGUCACCAUUCUCGAGGCCCGGCGCAUACUGCAAGACACGCCAGUCCUGCUCGGAGCACAAGACGCGUUCUGGGAAACAAGCGGCGCAUACACGGGCGAGGUCUCGCCCUUGACGUUGCAGCAAGCAGGCGUCAGGCUGAUCGAGAUGGGACACGCCGAGCGCAGAAGCAUAUUCGGCGAGAAUGACGGCCAGGUAGCGAAGAAGGCUGCGGCGGCAGUGAAGCACGGGCACAUUCCUCUCGUCUGCAUCGGCGAGAAGACGCACGGCUCGGUUGCGUCACAGGCGGUCGGUUUGGCUGUCGACGAGUGCCGCCCCCAGGUCACGUCGGUGCUAGCAGCCGUGCCCGAUGACGCUGAGGUGAUUCUGGCUUACGAGCCGGUGUGGGCCAUCGGUGCAAAGGAGCCUGCCGAUCCGGACCAUGUGGUGAACGUGACGAAGGAGCUCCGGAGCAUGGUCAGCGGGAGGAAGGGCACGACCAGGAUACUGUACGGCGGGAGCGCCGGGUCUGGCACGUUCGCAAGGCUUGUUGAUGGGGUGGAUGGGCUGUUCCUGGGCCGGUUUGCGCACGAGCUGGCAAACCUCAGCCAAGUCAUCGUUGAAGUCGGGCAGUUGUGA